Molecule: messenger RNA, 660 nt
Organism: Strongylocentrotus purpuratus (purple sea urchin)
Lineage: Eukaryota; Metazoa; Echinodermata; Echinoidea; Camarodonta; Strongylocentrotidae
Product: A disintegrin and metalloproteinase with thrombospondin motifs 20-like
Exons: 5
Coding region: 1-660 (219 amino acids)
Biological process (GO): proteolysis
Molecular function (GO): metalloendopeptidase activity
Source: RefSeq, a predicted model, not a curated record
AUGACCUUUUUUUUCUUUUUUUUCUUUUUUUCUUUUUUUCUUUUGUAUACAGAUGAAGACUCUGUGAAAGCCCCUACUUCUUCAUCCAAACCUGAUGGUCUUGCGGGCCAAGUCUACAGUCUUAUCGAAAGCAUUCAAAACAGCCUCCAAUGGAAAGAAAGCAAGACAGAGAACACCUCAGACUCCACCCGUCCGCAUCAUCGAGGGAAACGGUUCAUCUCUUAUGAACGGUACCUGGAGAUGAUGGUGGUUGCGGAUCACAAGAUGGUGGAACAUCAUGGAGGAGGAGUUCAACUCUACGUCUUGACUCUGGUUGCAGUGGUGAACAGGAUAUUCCGGGAUCCCAGUAUAGGCAAUGCCAUCAACGUGACAUUAGUGGAGCUCAGAAUACUGCAGAAUGUGAAUGAUGGACCUCACAUCUCCUCCAAUGCUCCCAUGACCCUCAAGAACUUCUGCGCCUGGCAGCAGCAGCAGAAUCAGGCGGAGGACAGUCAUCCUCAUCACUAUGACACAGCCGUCCUCCUUACCAGGUAUGUCUUGCACCUCUCCAUCUUCAUCCGGACCCUCUUUAUUGAACAUGUUAUCAAUAGGGAGAUGUUGAGCAAUUGCUCGGGCUACGACCCACAAGACCAACAGCCCAUGAGACCAUUAGCCCUCUAG